Fomitopsis serialis is the source of this 837-nucleotide messenger RNA. RefSeq lists its product as uncharacterized. The record is from RefSeq and is a predicted model, not a curated record. The transcript is spliced from 3 exons. Bases 1 to 606 code for a protein of 201 amino acids. NCBI's taxonomy places the organism in Eukaryota, Fungi, Basidiomycota, Agaricomycetes, Polyporales, Fomitopsidaceae.
AUGCUCCACCGAGCUCAUCUCUGUUAUUUCUCGUCUAUCCGCAUUCUUCGCCUCCGUGAAGACGUCUCAGGAGGUCACAAGGUGCAGGAGUACGGGUAUCGCAUGCGGCGGCACGCCUUCAAGCAAUUGCUGCCCACCGUCCUGUGCGAUCUCUCUGAGCUGAAAGAGCUCGAGCUACGGUCCUUGGGACACGAGGCCUUUUGGCAUCCGCUCAAGUCGGUGCCUGGCGGCUGUUUCCUCAGCUGUAACAUCCACACUCUGCAUAUCUCCGAGACGCAUCGCGCCCUCGUGGAAACUCUGCACGAUCCUCAGCUGAUCAAUGACUGGUGUAUGUCGUCUAUUCGCCCAUUUAUGAAGCUGAGACGCUUGGGGCUCGAUGGAUGGGCGACGGACGUGGCGAACCUCGUCAACGCCAUCGUUGCACCCGAGCUGGAGGACAUCGAACUAACCUGUAGUCCUGACCCAGGCGACGUCAGGUUAGAGGUGGAUGCUCUCAGCGUAACCUUCGACAUUCUGCGUCGCAGGAAUGUGACCUCCAUGCGAAUACUUCGUGUCAUCUUCUGCGAGUUAGAAUCCCAACACAUCAAUGAUCUCGCCUGUUACUAGAAAGACAGAGGUAACGAGAUCUGGAACAGGACUACCACGGCUUUCAGAUUCAAAGGUACAUAUAUACUUGGUGCGACCUUGCACAGGUAAAUUCGAGGUGAUGCUUGCGACGUUUUCGCCGCUGGGCGCUAGAACUCGCGUCUACGAGUAACGACGCACCUUUCGCCUUACACACGUCACACGACCUUGCCCAAGUCUUUGUUUUUCGAGACAAUUUCGAGCUCUCCCUGG